GGCGAGCUGCUCACGGAGUUCCUCGAGGUGGCCAUCCACGUGAUCCUCUUCGAGCGGAAGGUCUACCCCGAGGACAUCUUCACGCGGCAGCGCGCCUUCGGCGUGCCCGUGACCAUGUCGCGGCACCCAGACGUCAACGCCUACAUCAAGAAGGUGCUCGGCGACGCGCGGCCGCUCUUCGACGCGCGCGCCGUCGAGUCGCUCGUCGUCGCGGUCACGGACGGCGGCGGCGAGCCGCGCGAGCGCUUCGUCUUCGACGUCGGCCUCGGCGGCGGCGCGGCGCCGAGCCCGGAGGCCGUCGAGGCGACGGAGUACGCCAUGCGCGCGCUGCUCGCCAAGCUCGCGGUCGCGCGGGGCCACCUGCCGCCGCCGCGGCCCGACGCGGAGUUCCGUUUGUUCCUGCACACGCGCGAGAACCCGCGCGUC
This is a messenger RNA of Aureococcus anophagefferens, 426 nucleotides long. RefSeq lists its product as hypothetical. The annotation marks the transcript as partial. The transcript has a single exon. Gene Ontology annotation, cellular component: zeta DNA polymerase complex. Lineage: Eukaryota; Pelagophyceae; Pelagomonadales; Pelagomonadaceae. The record is from RefSeq and is a predicted model, not a curated record.